Messenger RNA from Ceutorhynchus assimilis (cabbage seed weevil), 3180 nucleotides. The record is from the annotation of a GenBank genome assembly. NCBI's taxonomy places the organism in Eukaryota, Metazoa, Arthropoda, Insecta, Coleoptera, Curculionidae.
AUGUUUGAGAAAACCAAUAAAAGUGAUAAAGUAUUGAAAAAGAAAUUAAUUUUGAAAAGAAAAAUUAUUCGCGAAAAAUUAAAUUUGUUGAAACAAGGACAAAUACUACAAGAAAAUCUAUUUCAACCCAUCACGAAACACUUGACGAAUAUUGAAACUCAAUUGGAUAAAAAUCAAAAUCUGGCACAACAACAACAAGAAAAGACAACAAUCGCAAUACCAACAACGAAAAAAUUGAAAAAGGAACAGGAUGAAGAAGAUAAUUACGAUUAUGAAGAAGAUGACGUAUUCAAAAAAGUAAAUUCAGAAUUGUAUGAGCCUACACCACGAUCCUUGGUUGCUGCUGCUGCUGAUGACACCCCACGUGUUGGUAAAACAACAAAAAUCAAACGGAAAUUACCUUUCACACAAAUUAGUGAUAAAAAAACAAAAAAAUCAGAUCAACCACAACAUAGUUAUAAUUUAAGAAGGUUACUGCUCAGGGACAAUGUUGAAAAAUAUGCUACAGAUGAAGAGGAAGCUAGAAAACAAAAGGAUUUUAAUGAAAGUCGUCAAAAUGAAUUUUUAAACCUGUCACAAACUGAAUAUUUGGAUCAAUUUGAUCCAUUGCCGGCAAAAUAUAUACAAGAAUUUAUAAAUGACCCUGCUACUGAUCCAGCGUUAGAGGGAAAUGUUUUACCUAAAUAUCGUAUAAGACGUGAUGAAAUUGAUAAUUUCUACAUUGGUGAUUCCAAAGUUGAAAUCGUUGGAUCUGAUUUAAUAGUGAAAGGAAGAAGAUACAAAGGAACCCCCGGACUGUAUAAAUUACUGUUCAGAAAAAAUAUGCCUAAAAGUUAUACGAAGGAUGAUGAAGCUGCUUUCAAGGACAUUAUCUCAAGAACCAAUAUAAAUAGAAAAAGGUUCAAGACCACUGGAGAUGAAAAUGACAGCCAAUCUGAAAAAUUCAAACUACUUUUCGAACCUUUAACAACUACUGGAAAUGGCAUGGUUGCAUCAUCAGCAGAAAUGAAAUAUUCCAACAAUUCGAUUGAUUACAUCUACUGGGAUGAUCCAAAUGAACUUGUCGAACGCUUACAACUGUUACUUGCUUCCCAAACGGCAGGCAAUACAAACCAUAACAACGAGAUCAACGCAAUUGUGGAAGACGAAAUCAGAGGGGCCUGGGCGAGAGAAACGAUCGAAGGGGAUUUCAAAAAGAACUUGAAGCUGCUCGAUAAUUCUAACGAACUAAUGAAGGAGUUUUUUGGUUCGACGGAAACCGUGAAUUUCAAAACGAUCGGUUCAAUGGAUACGCAUGACUUUAUUUCCGGUCUACGAGAAGGGGAAGCUGCUCGAACGCUUUCGAAAGCCAAUCCCGCAAUGGCAUCGAUGGCCGUCGAGACAAACCGAUAUAUUCAGGCUAUGAAUCGAGAGGCUCUGGAAAUGCCCGACAAACAUUUGAAAAACAUUGCGGCAAGCGGCGAAGAGAUCCGUAGCUCUCUGCCGGAUCUCGACCUGAAAACGAAUUCGGCGGAACUCGAAACAGAGAUUGCCAAAGACUCAAAGACCAAAGAGAAGGUGGACAAAAUUGAAGAAAGGAAAACUAAAACUGGAAAAUAUGCUUUGUUCGCCAUUGGGUCGAUCUUUAUCGGCGGGACCAUCUAUAGUGCGCUGAACGCGAUAGCAGAAAUUCGCUCUGGUUGUAUCUAUUAUAAAACGCAUAAUCAAACAACUGUGGGCUGUAAAAUAAUUAAAUGCUCUUGUUCGUUUCCCACGGUGGGUUCGGGCAUGGGUGCCUGUACGACUCUUCCGACUAAUUUCCCGCUUUCGGAUUGUACUUGUACGUCGAAUUCUCCACAAUGUUUGAAAUGCACAGCGUCCAAAGAAAAUUCGCAGGGUAAAGAAAAUUACGAUCCGACCAUAUUACAUGCAAACGAGGUGAUCAAAUGCGUUUCCAAGUCGAUAAGCGAAACAAUAGCGGAUCUUUACAACCAGUUGCCUCGUUCGAUUAUAGGUUCGCUGGCCAAUUUGGGAAAUAUUGUCAAAUAUGUAAUAUACACGUUCAUCAGAUUCGGGUGUUGUUACUUGCUCUUUAAACUUUGGCGAAGCAAAUCGAAGGCAACUUCACGUUCAGAAUACUCGAAUUAUGCGGCGAUAGGUGACAACGGACACAGUAUGCAUUCAAUGGAUUCAAUGGAUUCAAUGGACGCAGCUGUAGACUCAAACGGUACCGGUUAUCGUAGGGCCCGUUACGGUCUUGGGACAGCCGCCACUCGUUUUCAAGAGACGGUUAAUCAGUUGGAAACUAGACUAAUGGAUCGUUUAUCCAAAGACCGCGAACAAACUCUUGACCGCAUUAAUACCGGAUUGAACCAAAUAAAAAAUGUACUGGAAACGCAGAUAGUUAGACCAUUGAAAGAUCACGGUACGCAAAUUCAGAAAACCGACGGAAGUAAAUUAGAAGAAAAAGACCUAAUAGAUUUUUUAAGUUAUCAUGGAUACUUGAAUAUUUCUCAAAAUAAUAAUGUGUCUGAUUUAGUAACACCUGAAAAGGCUCUGAAAGAGUUUCAAAUUGCUUAUAAUUUAAAAGCUGAUGGAACAUUGAAUGGUGAAACUGCUUCUUUAAUUGAGAGAUUUUGGUGUGGCACAAGAGAUAAUAAUUAUCAAAUUGGAAAUGUUGAUGAAGGAAAAUGGAAAUAUAAAAUAAUAAAAUGGAUUAUACAUCCUCCCACUUCACAUUUACGUAUAAAACAAAAAUAUAUAAAAGUUGCAGAGAAUGCUUUCAACUUAUGGGAAAACGAGACAAACUUGAAAUUUGUCUAUUCCAAUGUCAACCCAAAUAUAAUAAUAUCAUUUAAUUAUUCCAAUCAUUCAUUGUAUGCUAAUAAAAAUGAAUGUCCAUAUGAAUUUCAUUAUUAUGUUCUGGCACAUUCUUAUUUUCCAAGUUUACAAUCUGAGACUGUGGAAAUUCAUAUGAAUAGAGCAUUUACUUGGUAUUUGGAAGACGCACCAUCAGUUCCAGAUAGCCAAAAGAGUUUAUUGCAAGUUUUAACUCAUGAAAUAGGACAUGCUCUAGGAAUUGGACACUCACAUGAUACUCAAUCUAUUAUGUAUCCUGCUUUACUUGACAUAGGCCCUGAUGUUCGAUUAAGCAGUGAUGAUAAAGAAGCUAUUCAAGAACUCUAUGGGAAAAAACAAUAA